CCGCCAAAACACUCGCGACAUCAACAAAUUCCGCAACCGAAUCCCUUGAGCACUCGUAGGACUCAAGACACGCCCCUGUCAUAGACCGAAUCCUAUGGAAACAUCGUAGAUCGAUAAGUCCCUUAAAGCCGCCAUGUCCCUCUCUUCCCUCGCGGCGCUCCUCUCCAAAACCAAACUUGAUGAUCCUGAAGACGUCCUGCGCGCCGCAAACGAGGCCCUCAAGAAGAACAGGACGAACCCCGAAGCACUGCAUGUCAAAGCAAUCGCACUGCUAAAGCUUGACCGUUUUGAAGACGCUCUCAAUGUGUUCGAAGAUGGCGGGAACAAAUUGCAAGAGACGGCUGCUCUGGGCUACAGCUAUGCCCUGUACAAAGCCAUGGAGCUUGAAAAAGCCGAGGAGGUAGCAUCAAAGGCAGAACAGAGUAGAGGAAUCAGCCAUGUACUUGCACAAACAUUAUACCGAGCCGAGAAGUUUGAUCAGUCGGCGAAGCUCUAUAGUCAGUUGUCAUCACAAGGGCCAGAGCAAGAGGAAGAGGAGAACGACCUACGCAUCAACAGUGGUGCUGUCGAUGCGCAAUUAGAAUGGCAAGGAAAUGGGAGUCUCGUCAAGAAGAAGAAGCCGGACAGGGUUGACAUGGAGGCGUUUGAAACUGCAUUUAAUGCUGCUUGCGGGAGUGUCGCGCGGGGAGAACUGGCCCAGGCAGAGAUACUACUGAAACGAGCAGAAGAUCUCUGUAAUUCCUUAGACGAUUUGACAGAUGAGGAGAAGAAAGCUGAAACUCUACCCAUCAAUGUUCAGCAGCUAUAUGUUUUCUCGAUGCAGGGUAAAACGGAUGCCGCUGAAAAGCUAUCUGCUAGAUUGGAUAUUAAUCAGAUUCCCGACCUAUCGACCCGACGCAUUGCACAGCUGAGUUCAUUAUCUUCAGCAAAAGAGACCUCAAAUCCCUACCUGAUGCAUCGUCUGACACAUGCCGCACCAUCCACACCAAAGAGCGAUGAACCAUUCCGCUUCCAGUCCUCUAUAUUGCGCCAGAAUACCCAUGUUUUAGAUUUGCUUGCGUUGAAGUACAGCGGAGUCGCGAACUCGACGUCAUCCUACAUUGCAAAGAAUGCUGACGCCUCGCCGACAUCUACCAGUCCGUUCUCAGUCAUCAACGCUGCUGCACAUGCUCAGAACCAGACUGGAAAGGCGGCGAUAAAAGUAUUGGUGCCAUUGCUAGAGAAGAGACCAAACGAUGCCGGUCUCGUACUUGCCAUUGUGCAUCUAUACCUUCUCACUAACAAUCACGCUGCGGCAGUCCAUCUCUUGGAAGGAUUCUUCAAGAAACUCGAGCAAUCCGAAUCGUCCAAGGACCUAGAUGUUCGAUACUCGCCUGGGCUUAUAGCAACCAUAGUUUCGCUUUAUGCCGCCCAAAGUCGCAAAUCACACGGCCGAAUAGAACUCGCCAAAGCAGCAAACCACUGGCGCACAAAUUCUAAAGGCUCGCAACCGCCCGCAUCACUCCUCCGCGCCGCCGGAAUAUCGCUCCUGGACUCAAACGACGAAGACGAUCUCAACGAAGCCGGUGCUAUCUUCACCGCCAUCAAUGCGCAUGACCCAUCCGAUCAGGCUGCUGUCGCCGGGCUGAUUGCAGCAUAUGCAACCUCCGACCCCUCGAAACUUACCGACUCUCAAAUCGCCCUUCUCCCGCCUACUGCGCGCCUCAUACAGAAUAUUGACGCUGCGGCCCUUGAAGACGCUGGCGUCGCUGUUCCACCACAGCCAGCCACAACUACAAGUAAGAAGCGGGCAGCGCCCGAAAAGGAGAAGCCCACAAAGCCGCACAAGAUCCGGAAGACCCGUAUGCCAAAGGACUAUGUCGAGGGCAAAAAGGUCGAUCCCGAGCGCUGGCUUCCGCUAAAGGAUCGCAGCUAUUACAGGCCCAAGGGACGCAAGGGAAAGAAGAAGGAUGCAGGACUCACACAAGGCGGAGUCGUCGCAGAGGACAAACCCUCUGCGCCAGAAGUACAAAAGAGUGGUGGUGGUGGUGGCGGCGGAGGAGGUGCGCAAAACAAGAAAAAGAAGAAGGGCAAGGGCGGGAAGUGGUAGAUUAAGUGGUAGAAGCUGUAGCUCUCUCUCUCUGUGGUGGAGAGCAAAGCAUAUUCUGCAAUAAAUAUAAAUGGACACGCCCCCCCCCGCAUGUUCUCCUACGAUUCCCGUAGCUUUCCUCCAUGUGUUUCGUUGUGCUCGCUCAUAUCAAGGGACUGUCUCUCUCUCGUGUUUCUUGAAUUUGUCUCUCCAGCUAACUACCAAACUAUGCAAGUGCCGUCCUUGUUGUCGGUGACAUGGGUGCGAGGCUGUGUCGAUGACACUCCCCUUAUUCCAUAGCACGAUCCUUCUCCUUAUGUAUUCUAGUAUCAUGUAUUUUCUUGACCACCUCCAUUAAUCAUGCAUACAGGCCAGACAGAUGGCUCGAGUGGUACCGAAGGUGCGUCUCUAUGGAAUCAGGUCGGCAAGGCGGGCAGACAGGCAGUAUUAUUAUGUACUGUUGUUUUAGUUUUGUGUAAUCCAAUGGGCUUUUUGAGGUUUGGCUGGGGGUAUA
Molecule: messenger RNA, 2582 nt
Organism: Pseudovirgaria hyperparasitica
Lineage: Eukaryota; Fungi; Ascomycota; Dothideomycetes; Acrospermales; Acrospermaceae
Exons: 3
Coding region: 134-2089 (651 amino acids)
Biological process (GO): SRP-dependent cotranslational protein targeting to membrane
Cellular component (GO): signal recognition particle, endoplasmic reticulum targeting
Molecular function (GO): 7S RNA binding; ribosome binding; protein binding
Source: RefSeq, a predicted model, not a curated record